GAGCACUUCCUCCAGGAUGUUGUGAUCGGUGCUGCUGUAGAGGAACGGUUGGUUCUGGCUCAGGCUUGUGUUCAGCUGCUUUAUCUGAUCAUUAUAAACACACUGCAGGGUUUAAGAGCUUCAGAUCCACACAAUGUCGUCGGAGGAGUUUGAGAAGCUUCAUGAGAUGUACAGAUCUCUGUAUGACGAGCUGAAGCUCACCUCUGACCGAGUGACUCGCUCCCAAGGCGAGGAGAAGAAGAAGCUGACGCGAGGCUUUGAUGAGCGUCACGGAGAAGCACAGGAGCUGCUACAGGAGAUGGAGCAGGAGCUUCUCAGCGCGCCGUCCGCCUUCAGGAACUCCAUGUCCUCCAAAGUGCGUCUGUACCACAGAGACCUGGGGAAGCUGCAGCGCCAUGUGCACGCCUCGGACACCGGGUUCGGCUUCCCCUCGAGGACGGUAGACAGUGGGUACGGCAUCUACGCCACCGAGAACGAACGCAGCACCGAGCAGCAGGCUCAGCGAGCGUUACUGAUCCAGGGCUCCGAGUCUCUGAACAACGCCACGGAGAGCAUCGCACGCAGCCAGCGCAUCGCCGUGGAGAGCGAACACAUUGGCACUGACAUCAUCGAGGAGCUCGGACAGCAGAGAGAGCAGCUGGACCGCACCAGAGACAGACUGGUUCACACCGGAGAGAAUCUGAGCCGCAGCAGAAAGAUCUUGCGCACCAUGUCUCGCAGAGUGAUGACCAACAAGCUGCUGCUGGGGAUCAUCAUCAUCAUGGAGGUGGCCAUACUGGGAGCUGUGGUCUACAUCAAGUUCUUCCGGCACUGAGACGGAGCGCUCCGAACACUCUCUGUCUUUCUUUUCUCUGUCCUCUUUCUCACUGGGAAAAUGCAGCGAGACGGAGAAUCUGGUUCUGGAGCCUUCUGUGUCGCGUCGUUAGUGGAGACUGGGAGGAACUCGCACAGCUUUUUAAGACUUUUAAGACUCUUUUUCUUCUGCACGGAUGCAAGUCUGUGACAUCAAGCAUCCGUGAGGAACAUACGAACACUCUUUUGGUAAAGUGAUGGAUGAGAAGUGGCGUAAAGUGACUGGGACUGAUUAGUUAACACUGCAGUAGGAAUGACCUUCGACUGACCACUUUAACCUGAUUUAUUUAAUGGAAACACUUUGUAUUUGUCUUUCAGGGUAGCAUUGGAUACAGUAUUAAAGCGUCUAUGGAAGGGUG
Hemibagrus wyckioides is the source of this 1211-nucleotide messenger RNA. RefSeq names its product vesicle transport through interaction with t-SNAREs 1B (gene vti1b). Bases 134 to 814 code for a protein of 226 amino acids. Gene Ontology annotation, biological process: vesicle fusion with Golgi apparatus; retrograde transport, endosome to Golgi; intracellular protein transport. Gene Ontology annotation, cellular component: late endosome membrane; endoplasmic reticulum membrane; ER to Golgi transport vesicle membrane. The transcript has 6 exons. Gene Ontology annotation, molecular function: SNARE binding; SNAP receptor activity. The record is from RefSeq and is a predicted model, not a curated record. NCBI's taxonomy places the organism in Eukaryota, Metazoa, Chordata, Actinopteri, Siluriformes, Bagridae.